UGGAUCUGAGUCGGUUGCUGAAAUUUUGGAAUUGCGUUUGAGCGAGGAUGGCAAGAGCGACGACGUGCAUCAUUCUCGCAUUCGCCUCGCUCUGCCGACGAUGACCUCGCUCCUCUCGCUCGACGUCCACGUCCACCCCAUCGACCCCGUGCGCGGGUCCCGCGUCGCCCGCACCCUCGCGCUCUCGACGGUCGCCGGCCGGACGCUGAUCGUGCUCGCGGCGCCGCCGUCAAAGGACCAGCCGGUCCCGCCGAUCGUCGACGCAUAUGACCUCGGCGACUGUACGCGCGCCGACAUUGUGGCGCCGACACCGAUCGCACCGACGCUGCUCGACCUCGGCUUUGCGACCGGUCGCCAACUGCUGCUCGACUGCCACUCGGUGAACGCGCAAAUGGACUUGCUCGAAGCGCUGCGCCCGUUUGUGAGCGAACGCAAUGCACCCGACGGUCCCGUGUGGCGCCAACUCCUCGCAGCGACGACGACGAACGCGGCUGCGCUGCCGCCGGUGACGCACUUGCCGUCGGUCGCCGACGUCCAGGCGCAUGUCCGCGGCAUGAAGCGCAUGUACGACCUGCUUCAAGCGAUUCCAUCGGCGCCGGCGCUCUACGAGACGCUCUUGGACCUCGAGGCCGCGUAUGUGGCCGAGCACGUGUCGCUUCGGACGGCGCCGGCACCGGACAACUUUUGCCACACGGUGUACCAGCUGCACCCGCUGGCGUUCGCCCUCGGGACCAACGCGCCUCGGCCGACCAAGAAGUCGCUCAAGAUGAUCGCGGGCGUGUGUCCCUACUGCCACGCCGAGCUGCCGCGCUGCACCAAGGACAGCAUGUAUUUGCAGCAGUGCGACAUUCGGUGCGCUUCUUGCCACGAGCUCUUUGGGCCCGAGACGUACUACAAGACCGCGCACGGCACGACGGCCUUCAACGUGCCGCUGCGCAAGACGCUGAGCGCGUGCCCGCACAAGACGUGCCGACACCCGAUUGCCGCUGACGCGCAGUUCCGACUGCACAUCCUCGGCGACGUCAUUUCUUGUGCCAAGUGCAAGAGCGACCUCGCGUACGAGACGUUCCAGAUCGCCGUCUUCAUCCAAGAACACCCGACGUUCGAGCUGCUCACCAACAAGAAGCGGGCGCACGUGACGCUGCGCAUCGCGGCGCCGGGGAUCCCGACCGACGGCACGUGGGCGACGUUCAUUUCCGAGGUGCAAGCGCGCAUCGCCGACGUGGCCGACACGGCGUGCAAGGACGGCGUGUACUUUUUCCGGCAGCUCAUCCACCGCGCGCUCGUGCUCGUGCAGGUCAACGCGGUCGGCGCCUUCUCGAUCGACCUCGUGCAGGCCAUGUACCGCCAGCUUGACUUUGUGCAAAAGGUGUGUCCCAACGUCGAGUACUGGCUCAACGACGACGUGCUCGCAACGAGCCUCGUCCGGUACCGGCAGUUCAUCGAGGCUGUCCGCACCAAGAAGGCUGGCGAGAUGCUCGUGCCGACCAUCGACAUUGAUUUGGCGUGGCACACGCACAUGACGAUGCCGCCAGAGUACAUUCGGUGCAGCUCCAAAGCCGUGGGUUUUGUCAUGGACCACGACGACACGGUCGCGGGGCCGUCGCUCACGACUGCGUUUGCGGCCACGCGCGGCCUCUGGUCGUCGACGCACGGCGCCGCGUACUCGCAGUACAACAGCAAGGACUUUGGCCUCUUUGCGGCCAAGGACGUUCGGUUUGCCCACGCGCUGAGCCAACUGGCGGACGAUGCGACGGUCGUCCUCUCGCUCAUUGGGACGCCCGUGUUUGACCACCGGACGCGUGUCAACGCCUCGCACGGCGACGCGCUCAUGCAGGCCAGCGGAAUCUACACGACCAAGGGACCGGUCACGCAAGGCGACAACAACGUCGACACGGGCUGCGCGCUCGGCGGUUGCGGCGAGACGGGCCUCAUGAAGCUCCUCGGCAUCAAGCACAAAGUGCGCUAAGCUUCCUCUUCCUCUCUGUCUAUGAUAAUGCAAUAGUCUUGUUUGUGGCAUC
Saprolegnia diclina VS20 is the source of this 2021-nucleotide messenger RNA. RefSeq lists its product as hypothetical. The record is from RefSeq and is a predicted model, not a curated record. Lineage: Eukaryota; Oomycota; Saprolegniomycetes; Saprolegniales; Saprolegniaceae. Bases 101 to 1969 code for a protein of 622 amino acids. The transcript has a single exon.